GCGCGCGCAAUUUAUGUAAACAUGACUUUUCACGUGCAUAAACACGACAUACCGUAUAUACUGUGCAUGUGCUGUGUGACAUCAAUUGAUAAAUUCGUGGAUCUGUCUGUGACUGUGUACAUGCUCUCGACUGUUCAUCAGAACCUGCUAUAAAUGAUCGCAACUAAAACAUUUUAUAAAUCAGCUAAUAUGGCCCCUGUAACUCGCACUCGAAAUCCAAGACCAAAGCGAGAAGGAGGUUCUGAACUUGAAGCAGCCGAAUCAACAUUGGCUUCGAAGAGAGCAAAGCGGACUUCUGUUAGUUUGAAAGCAGAGAUGCCAGAUGCCGACUUGUCGCCCGCCGUCAGACGCUCACCAAGAGUUAUGAAAAAGGACGCAAAGGUGUCGCUGACCAGGACAAACAUCUUGAAGGAAAAUGUUCAGAGAGGGAAGGAAAAGGUGAAAAAGGAAAUCAAAGAGGAGGAGGAUGAAGAAGAGGAGAAUGCGGAUAUCAGACCUCUAAAAGAAGAAUCAGAUGUAGAAAUGAGUGAUGGGGAGGAGACCCACCCGGGUUUAUCAGAAUAUGAGCAGAGGAGGAUGGAGAACAUCUCCAAGAAUGCUGAGUUCUUCGCUUCUCUUGAUAUCUUCAAGGCCAAGGAGAAUCUUAUUGCUCUCAGUCCUCAAGCCCAGAAACCCAAGACACAGACCAGAGGACUAAAGAGUCAGCGACAGUCCCAUUCCCCUAUUGUCCGAAGAGCGCCCUCGCUCCGUCUGCAGAAGAAGAGCCCGGAAGGAACGGCAUUACCAGAGGGUUUCAAGGAACCACCUCUUCAAAGUUAUUACACACAGCAGACCAGAGAACGCGAGAGGUUGCCCUCUGACCCAAUCAAGAUGGAUGCCACGAACGUCAAGAAAGAGGACAAGUCGGAUGCUGGGGCCGACUUUGUGAAGGGGCUUGCUGCCCUCGCAAAGGGGAAAAAGACAAGCAUCAAGGCUGAUGACAGGGAUAUUGACAAGUUUGCCACACAACUCCAGAAGAUGAAGACGAAACCUCAAUACGUCGCUAAGGUUGUCCCAGAGCGCAUCUUCUCCGUCGUAGUUCACCCGUCCGUCGACAAGACCAUAGUAGCAGCUGGAGACAAGUGGGGAAAGAUCGGUCUUUGGGACGUUAAUUCCUCUAAAGGCGACGAUGGGGUCUUCCUGUUUGCUCCUCAUUCCAGACCCGUGAAUUGUCUUCGGUUCGCACCCAACGAUCCAAACAAACUCUAUUCCGUCUCCUACGAUGGGACAGUGCGGUGCGGAGACUUCGCUAAUGCUGUGUUUGAUCAGGUAUAUGUAGCAGACGACGAUGAAGUCAUGUGGACAAGUUACUUUGACUUUUUGUCGGAAACCUCGCUUCUUGUUACAUCGAAUGAUAGGACUGGAAAUGUAGCAGUAGUUGACACUAGAACAAGCAACAAGAGCGGUGAGACGGUGUACAAGGCACACCCUCGGUAUAUCAAAACUCUCUCCGUCCAUCCCACCAUGCCUCACUACUUUGUCACUUGCUCCAGUGACUGCACGGCCCAACUAUGGGACCUCCGCAGCAUGAAGGAGAGCGGGAGCAGCAAGUCCGUCGCAGUGAUGCCGCACAGCAAGAGCGUCAACUCCGCAUUCUUCUCACCGAUCAACGGAUCAAAGAUACUCACCACCUCCCAUGACGAUAAGAUCAGCAUCUUCAAUACUGAGAGCGCUAAGACUGGGCAACUGAAAGGAGUUCAACGGACUCUAUGGAUGAGUCAUAACAACUUUACUGGUCGUUGGCUCACUGUAUUCAGAGCAUCAUGGCAUCCGAGUAGAGAAGACGCAUUCGUUGUCGGAAGCAUGUCACGGCCGAGAAGGAUUGAGGUGUUCAGCUCGAAGGGAAAGCCUGUCCACUUUUUCUACGACGAUCACCUAGCGUCGGUCUGCUCUAUCAACGCGUUCCAUCCGACAAGAGAUAUAUUGGCUGGCGGAAACUCUAGUGGGAAGCUCCACGUCUUUAUGGCGUAAAAGUGGAACAAUAGUUUCGAUGAUGUUCUUCCUUCAGCCAUUUCCUUGGAAUACUCGCAUUCUUUAAGGAGCUUAUUCGUGCCUGAGAUCAAAGCAUUGGAUUGACGUUUUCAUCCGAGUCUCCUGUUUGUCGGGUGCAAUCAUGGUGGAAAACUUCGUGUCUCAUAACGGUUUUCUUGGUGGAAAAUCUGGCAGAAGCUCAAUAUCUCCAUGGCAUAAACUGGAAAUUCUCCUAUUGAUGUGCAAAAUGUUUAAAGGCCUGGUCCCACUGGCCGAUGGACACAAAAUGUAUUCAUAACGGAUACAGCGGACAAGCAACAUAUCGGGGUGGCUCCAUCCGUUUUCAUCCGCUCCAGACAAUGGACAAAAUGGGCAAACAAAGAAAUCACAGUGGAUGGAUGAUCGAUGGAUAUAGAGCGUAUGAAACAUGUAUGCAAAGAGUGCACAACGGAAACAUAGCGUAUUCCAACGGAUGGCAAGAUUCCUUUCCAUUAUACAUCCUCUCUGCAUCGGUAAGUGCAGUGGGACCAAGUCUUACGAUGAUGUUUGUGCUUCGAUCUCUUUAACAUGCAUUUGUUUAGGAGAUGAAGUGUGACAAAGAACAGAGUAUUUAAUCAAUGCUUUUAUUGGAGUUAUCCAUUUCUUGGUGGAAAUCAUAGUCUAGUGGAUGAGAUCUAGUGAUUGCAAAGAUUUCUAGCGGAAAACUCCAUAUUGUCAUGACAACGUCUCGUGUACAUGAUAUUGAUGAUGAUGUUUGUGAGUAAGUCAUCUCUUUUAAUAUUCAGAGAAUUGAGCGAAUAAUUGAUGCCUUCAGCUCAGUGACCCAUGUGUUGGCAGAAAAUAUAUUUGAAAGAUUUAUGUCCAGAUAACACAAUCUAUUGGGUGGCAGAAAUUCUAGCUGAGAAUUCCAUAUUGUCAUGAAAAUAACAUUUUCGUAUUGAUCUGCGCAAUAUUGAAGAUGAAGUUUCUGCUUCAAGCAUUUAAUAAUCUUCGGAACUAAGCAUUUAAGCAAUUUUUUCAGCUAGUGGGAAACCUAGCUGAAAGCUCUGUGUCUAGUGAACAAGAUCUAUUUGUUGUCAGAAAGUCUGUAACAGAUAAGUCCAUAUCUUCAUGGCAUUAACUGUUACUGCAUUUAUUGAUUUGCAUGAUAUUGAAGAUGAAGUUUUUGCCUCGGCCUUUUUAAUAUGAGUGAAACAGCAGGGGGCGGGGCGGACAGGAAUCCUUUUUUGGUUUGGGUAAUAAGCUUCAAGGCAAAAUUGUCUAAGGAAAAAAAAAGAACACCCAAAUCAGUUAUAAAAUUAUGAAAACAUGGGGAAUUUAUAUACAAGGUGUGAUCUUGAACACGAGCCUCUUCAAGUUAUAACAAGAUCAAAUCAAGGUGUAUCGGUGGUUCAAACUUUAUCUGGGGAGCUUUGUAUACAUUCUAAUGCAGUCUAAUAUUCAGCUUUAAUUUUUUUUUUCUGACCUCACAUCUGUUGCUAUGACCUCAAAGACAAUGGUUCCUGGUGUUGAAAUUCCGUAGGAAGUUCAAAUAUUUGUAUUACAGACUGUUACUCUAGAGAUUCUCCAAACAUUGCAUGCUUGAAAAGAGAUCAAAACGGUAUUUAUUAAAAAGAAGCGGUGAAAAGUGAUGGCAUGGUGAAAGAUAGAUGGAAAGAGUACUAUAUAUUGUGUGUGAAAAGUUUUUUAUACUUGUGUUUUAACUUUUUUAUCAUGUAUAUCCUUAUUUAGUGUAGAUGUUGAAGAUGUUUAGUAACUGUAAGGUUUUAUAAUAAAAACAUAGUUUUUUAUGAACAAGA
This is a messenger RNA of Lytechinus pictus (painted urchin), 3809 nucleotides long. Its product is annotated as WD repeat-containing protein 76-like. The coding region runs from base 154 to 2010 and encodes 618 amino acids. Gene Ontology annotation, biological process: regulation of DNA damage checkpoint. Gene Ontology annotation, molecular function: protein binding; DNA binding. The transcript has 14 exons. Gene Ontology annotation, cellular component: nucleus. NCBI's taxonomy places the organism in Eukaryota, Metazoa, Echinodermata, Echinoidea, Temnopleuroida, Toxopneustidae. The record is from RefSeq and is a predicted model, not a curated record.